Engraulis encrasicolus (European anchovy) is the source of this 1525-nucleotide messenger RNA. It is a transcript of the gene atp6v1c2, whose product is annotated as ATPase H+ transporting V1 subunit C2. Bases 161 to 1300 code for a protein of 379 amino acids. The record is from RefSeq and is a predicted model, not a curated record. Gene Ontology annotation, biological process: proton transmembrane transport. The transcript has 13 exons. Gene Ontology annotation, cellular component: vacuolar proton-transporting V-type ATPase, V1 domain; lysosomal membrane. Gene Ontology annotation, molecular function: proton-transporting ATPase activity, rotational mechanism. NCBI's taxonomy places the organism in Eukaryota, Metazoa, Chordata, Actinopteri, Clupeiformes, Engraulidae.
UGAGCCGGUCGGUCCGGUUGGAUGCAGGGAAAUGCGUCCUCACUGAGCCACCAUUGCAACUUUUCUGGAUCUAUGUUCAUCACCCCAAAACAUGGAAUUUCUCUUAUAAGGGAAAAGGGGAAGGCUGUAGCAAAAGCAGCAGUUCUGGAUAGAAGUUAUUAUGACGGAGUUCUGGCUGGUGUCGGUCCCCUUGGACAAGAACAGCGCGCAAUCUGUGGAGAAACUCAAGCGGUCGACAGCCAAAGCCAAUCUAGCCUCAAUCUUCAGGUUUCCGAUACCAGAAUUGAAGGUGGGUACAUUGGACACCCUGUUGGCUGUGUCCGAUGAUCUGUCCCGGCUCGACACAUUUGCUGAAAGUGUGAUGCGGCGGACGGCUCAGUGCAUGGCAGAUGUGGUGGAGCACUCGGACAAGCUCCUGGAGAAUGCCCUUGCCAACGGAGUGGACCUGGCCAGCUAUGUGACACGUUUCCAGUGGGACAGAGCAAAGUACCCCACAGCACUACCUCUCAAGGGUCUGACAGACAUCAUAUCCAGACAAGUGUCUCAGGUAGACGGAGAGCUGAAGACACGAAGUGCUGCCUAUAAUAACGUGAAGGCCAGUCUGGAGGGCUUGGAGCGGAAGGCAGAAGGCUGUUUACAGACUCGAGCCUUAACGGACAUUAUUAGGAAAGAUGACCUUGUUUUGAACUCUGAGUACCUCACUACUUUGGUGGUUGUUGUCUGCAGGACAAGCUAUAGGUUGUGGGAACAAACCUAUGAGUCUUUGUCAGAAUUUGUGGUUCCUCGCUCAAGCCGAAAAAUAUACGAGGAACAAGAAGGUGCAAUUUUUACGGUUACCCUCUUCAAGAAAGCUGUGGGGGACUUUAAAAAGAAUGCCAUAAAGAAUAGGUUCACAGUGAGGGAGUUCAGCCUGGAGGAGGCAGAGCGUCAGAAACAGGAGAUGGGCCGCCUCACUGUGGACAAGAAGGAGCAAUACGGAACGUUUGUGCGCUGGCUGAAGGUGAACUUCAGCGAAGUCUUUGUGGCCUGGAUACAUCUGAAGGCCCUCAGGGUGUUCACAGAGUCUGUUCUCAGGUAUGGUCUUCCAGUCAGUUACCAGGUGAUCCUCCUUCAGCCAGACAGGAAGUCUGUGAAGAAACUCAGAGAGCUGCUCUGCUCGCUCUUCACACACCUGGACACUGCAGCUGCAGCCAGCAAGCCUGAUCUUGGGGUUGACAUCCCGGGAGUGACCACAGCUCAGCAGGAAUACUUCUCCUACAUCUGCUACUCCAUCAACAUCAACCUGGUCGAUCCGAGCUAGCAGCUGACGUCAAAGAACUACAGGACAUUCCAGAAGAAACAUCACAAGGGGUUCCAAAAGUUGGUGACACUACAUGCACCAUACUGAGUUUCCUGGCUAGCUGCUUUGUUAUCCAGAAAACUUAUAAGCAGUGUUGACGUGACCACGAUCACCACAGACCAAAUUUCUCACAGGGCACAUUACAAUACACAUGGGCCCCAAAUAAAGACGGUCCAAAGAACAACA